AUGUAUUCUUUGGAUGCCUUCUCUGCCAAUGUCAAUCUUCUGCCACGUCCGGGUGCCGCUCCAGCUAUCACUUUCCCGUUAGUUCAGGGCAUGGGAUUUGUGACUGCUGUUUACAGUGGCAGCACACCAUGUCUCGAGAGUGCGAUUUCCUUCACCAGUGUCACCUACGUUGGGCGAAUGCCUUCUGACUCAACUUACAAGUAUCAAGCAAAACUGGCUGAUGGCACAUCAUGGAACAUCUAUGUUACAACCUCUCAAGCUGGUUAUCCCGUCAACUCGUUUACUCUGACCAACGUGCGAGUACUGCGGGGAGCACCUAGAUUCCAAGGUUUCAUCCAGGUCGCGAAAGUGCCGUCCGCUGGUGCAGACUCGACUUAUGAUCAAGCAGCAGGCGCAUAUUCGGUUUCUGCAACAGUAGCUGGGUCUAUCGCAGGCACCUCUGGGACGUAUAAGCUGACAUGGACCAAACAAGGAGUUGCCAACCGAACUCUUCUUAUGUUUGCUCUUCCUCAUCAUGUCCAGAGUAUUACCUCUGGCGGCUUAACGGAUGUUAAGCUUCAGACUACCACCAAGGGAACGGCAACAGGUAUCAUUGGCGAUUCAUGGACACUGCUCGAGCAAUUCUUACCGAUAGACAUGGGAUUCGCGCCCUGGACACCAUUCGGCAGAGGCAACAGCAAGGUAUCCACUGCAGCUGCAAAGCUGAUCAACAAAGCUGGAAUGAGUGAACUGAGCCAGGACAUGAAGAAACAAUCUAACCUCAACUCAAUGUACUAUUCUGGCAAGGCACUCGCCAAAUUUGCUGCCAUUGUCUACGCAGUACACGAUAUCGGCAACAAUGCGACUCUUUCUAUCAGUGGACUUCAGAAGCUGAAGACAGCUUUCGACACAUUCGUUCGCAACAAGCAGAUCCUUCCUCUUGUCUAUGAAUCGUCAUGGGGUGGAGCUGUCUCCAGUGGCACUUAUCAGACGGGUGACUCUGGCCUUGACUUUGGAAACACCUAUUACAACGAUCAUCACUUCCAUUACGGGUACUUUGUCUAUGCAGCAGCUGUCAUCGGAUACUUGGAUCCCAGCUGGCUGAGCCAGGGCACAAACAAAGCAUGGGUCAACAUGCUAGUCAGAGACUACUCCAACUCUGUCACCACUGAUGCAUACUUUCCUUUCUCUCGAUCCUUUGAUUGGUAA
Molecule: messenger RNA, 1188 nt
Organism: Aureobasidium vineae
Lineage: Eukaryota; Fungi; Ascomycota; Dothideomycetes; Dothideales; Saccotheciaceae
Source: the annotation of a GenBank genome assembly